UGGCUCCUUGGCAGCGGCUCCGCGUGGGAAACGCCACCCGCGUCCGAGGCGCGGGCACGGAGGCGGCGUGGUGCGCGCUCCCGAGCCGGAGUGCAGUCAGACGCAGCGAGAGGAAGCGAGAAGCUGCACGAGUCAGGAGGGUGUCGAUGCAGUGCCAUGCCGACAUCGCGCUGGCGAUUGCCGAGGAGCUCCUCCCGUCGGCGACUUAGAUCAGCGGAGGACACCCGGGCGCGGCAGGUAAGAAGACGGCAGGGCAGACAUCGUGGAUCACACACACGCCGCUGUAAUGCAGCAAGGCAGCGUGCGCUCGCGGAACGACGGCAUCAUGGAGGCUGGCUGCGUGGUUGCCGCGGUGAUCGAGAAUGCCGGCUUACAGCCUCGGGGGGAGCCAGGAAGUAGUCACGUCCUUGAGGGAAGUGUAGCACCGCUCAGUCAGCCGAAAAAUGACAAUGUCUUACCUCAAGCUUUCAGCAGCAGUCCUACAGACGAGAGACAAGCGCAGGAGAUACAGGCGCCGAGUGAUGACAUCACAGCCGAGCCCCUCCUGCGCUCCUGCGUCAGCACGGCGAGCAUGAAGGUCAAGAACAUGAAGAAGUUGACCUUCCCCAGAGGUCACUUCCCCCGCCUUGCCGAGUGUGCCCACUUCCAUUAUGAGAAUGCCGACUUUGGAAAAGUUGAGUUGGCCCUUGCAGAAGGGCAGAUUGAAGGACCAAAGGGGGCCCAAGACUCCAGAGAACUGCUCUUUCUGGUCCAGAUCACCUGCCAGGCUCGAAACUGGCUGGUGAAGAGAUCCUAUGAGGACUUCCGUGUUCUGGACAAACAUCUGCACUUGUGCAUCUAUGACCGCCGCUACUCGCACCUCACCGAGCUGCCUAAAUUCGACCCAGUGAAGGACACGGUCAAGUCAGUAACCAAGAUGUUGGCCACCUACUUGUCCCGCUUCUCCGUCAUUGCUGACAACAAGAUCAACUGUGGUCCAGUUCUCACGUGGAUGGAGAUCGACAACAAGGGGAAUCACCUGCUGGUGUCCGAGGAGGCGUCCAUCAACGUCCCUGCCAUCGCCGCUGCCCACGUCACCAAACGCUACACAGCCCAGGCCACUGACGAAUUGACCUUUGAGGUGGGGGACAUUGUUUCGGUCAUCGAUAUGCCUCCCAAAGAGGACACGGGCUGGUGGAGAGGAAAACACGGCUUUCAGGUUGGCUUCUUCCCAAGCGACUGUGUUGAACUGAUCAACGACAAGCUCCCUCCUAGUGUUCAAAGCUCCGUACCCAAACCAGUGUGUAAGAAGCACGGCAAGCUGGUCACCUUCCUGAGGUCCUUCAUGAAGUCGCGACCGCCGCCGCAGAAGCUUCGGCAGCGUGGCAUACUCAAGGAGCGAGUGUUUGGCUGUGACCUGGGCGAACACCUCCACAGCUCAGAAUACGAAGUCCCUCAGGUUGUCAAAAGCUGUGCCGAGUUCAUUGAAAAGCACGGUGUGGUGGACGGGAUCUACAGGUUGUCUGGAAUCUCAUCCAACAUCCAGAAACUCAGGCACGAGUUCGACUCUGAGCAGAUUCCCGACCUAAGCCGAGACGUCUUUCGACAGGACAUCCAUUCGGUGGGCUCCCUCUGCAAGCUGUACUUCCGAGAGCUUCCCAACCCUCUGCUCACCUACCAGCUGUAUGACAGGUUCUCAGAGGCAGUGUCUGCAGCCGCAGAUGAGGAGAGGCUGGUUAAAAUCCACAAUGUCAUCCAGCAGCUGCCUCCUCCACAUUACAGGACGCUGGAGUACCUCAUGAGACAUUUGUCCCGUCUGGCCACCUUUAGCUCCAGUACCAAUAUGCACACCAAGAACUUGGCCAUCGUGUGGGCACCAAACCUGCUAAGGUCCAGACAGAUCGAGUCGGCCUGCUUCAGCGGUACUGCGGCCUUCAUGGAGGUCCGCAUUCAGUCUGUGGUGGUGGAGUUCAUCCUCAACAACACCGAGGCGCUCUUCAGCACCAAGCUCAACGCCAUCAUACGGGAAAGCGCCGGCAACAACAGCUUAUCCCGACCCAAGUCCUUGCUGGUCUGCUCCCCGUCCACCAAACUGCUGUCUCUGGAGGAGGCCCAAGCUCGCAGUCUGGCUCAGCUGAGCUCCCCCGCCACCACGCCCUGCCUCAGCCACAGUGAUUACAUCGAGGUGGGGGAGGGUCCCGGGGCUCUGAUGGGCAAGUUCCAUACGGUCAUCGAGCUCCCACUGGAGAGUGUUAAACGGGUUCCCAGCAAGGCCAAAAAGUCUCCCGUGGGGAACUGGCUGUCCUUUUUCCACCUGGGAAAGUCUCACUCUGUGUCCAAGCGUAAACUGAAGCGACACCCCAGCGAGCCCAACGAAAUGAAGAGCAUCGCACUGCCGGGCGGGAGAGGUGACAGCGGUACAUUGCGCUCAGCAAAAAGUGAAGAAUCUCUCUCCUCUCUGCACAAUUUGGAAGGAGAGCCUCCAAAGUACCAGCAUCUGCGCCCCCGCUCCACCAGCGAGGCUGUGCCCGUAUCCGGCAGAGACGACUCGUGCAGGAUCAGAGGCAAACCUCCGUUCAGUCAGAACGGAGCGGAUGGACUUUCACCUCCACUGCAGGAAGACGACAUUGACCUGUACCCGCCUGUUGCCGGAAUGUCCUCCUUGGAUUUCGACCCCAUGUCCUUCCAGUGCAGCCUGGCCUCGGCGACUCCUCGGGCGCCGCGCAGCAAGGAGGGGCACAAAUUGAGGAGGGGUGACUCAGACGUCGCCACCUCACCGAUUGACGUCAGCAGCCCUCUGCACUUUCGAAAAGCGGAGAUACGCGAAGGUUUGAUGGCAGAAGGGAAGGAGCCCCGAGGGCCCUACCGACAUUGCAGCCCACGCAGUGUAGCGAGUCAAGCGUCAGCGCUACCAGACGCUGGACAAAACCUGCCUGAUCCAGGAGCAGAUAGACUUAUGAGUUCAGUGUCUAUUCUCCCUCCUCACCCUUCCCCGACGAGCGCCGCACGCAAGCUGGCGCUGGCGCUUGCCGACUCUGCGCAAAAGGCCAGCGAUGGCUCGCAGAGAAGAAGAAACCACUCGACUCGCCCUCUCCAAAGGCAGGAAGCUCAGGACAGGCCCGUGCGGCCGUCGGCCCUCGACCUCAAGGUUUACACGCGAGCUUACGCUGGCCCCUCCCAGUGGCAAACGCCGCCCCCCUUCCUGCUCCCGCACCUCGGCUUGCAGGCCGCCGACGGCCCGGAGAGUAACUUUACGCCUAACGUCAGCCCGCUCGGCUCAGGCAGCCUGGACUCCCGACAAGGCGACGCCACGCCAGAGGAGCCCUCCUAUCAAAGCGUGGGUGUCUCAACUCCCACCGAGGCCGUCUGCUCCCCGCACAGCUCCUUAACCUCCCCGGUAUACGCCAACGCUGACUCCAUCAACAUCUUUAACUUCCGCGCCGUUCUCGCCGAGACCUCCGUGCCCGCCUCCAUCGAUGAAGUCCUCCCGCGCCCUUUCCAGUCUCCGUCUUUCCGUAACUACGGCUACAGAGCGCCCGGCCCGCUCGACGACGUCUACCGCAACGUGUGCCGUCAGCCCCCGCGUCAGAGUCAAUCUGGAAGACUAGCUCGCUGCCUUCGACCCGACGCAAUGGCCCGCCACUUUUCGGGGCCGAGACGCGUGUACAGGCAGUCCUCGGAGAGCCGCUGCAGUUCCUCUGGUUUAGCGGAGCCCGUGUCUCCUCAAUACAGAAGCUACUAUCGAGGUGACCACUUAAUGGGCGCCGGCCAGCAACAACAAGACCACUGGCAGAAAUCCGAAGACUGUGUCGCCCUGCACCCUGCCAUCAGGAGGGCCCGCUCCUUCCACGCCCCGCAGAUUAGUCGCUAUGAGCUGGGCGCCGCCGACAUUCUGCCCCGUGACUUUUACUCUGAGCAGGAAGCAGGUUAUCAGAGGCUUUUUCAGCCCCACUUUGAUGACGUUCACUUACAACAAAUGCUCUAUAACCCCUACCCGGAGUUGAACUCGAGCGACGGCCCCCAAUAUCCUUUCGAUCCUUUCCAACGCAACAGUAUCCGCCACAGUCACCCUUAUAGGACAAGGACCUCCAAGCCCGAGUUCUAUUACUCCCCACGCCACUGCCACCCUUUGGAUAAGGAGCUGUUCAUGGACAGCGGGGACUCUCUGGUUUACCAAAAGCAGGAAAAUAAAAAACAUUGUCCGUCUUUUUACGGCAGUCCCGUCUCGCCAGCUGACUCGACGGGAAGAGAGAGAAUGCACAUAAGGAGUAGGUCGGAUCCAGGAAACGGGAUGCUUUCCGCAGAUAGAAACGAUAGCCAAACCGUUGUCAAAGCCACGUCGCCCACGUCGCAGCCGCCGCGUCGCGUCCUCGUGAAAGAGAGCCCCCCGCAGCACCGACGGCAGGCGCCGCUUCGUAAGAUCCCCUCGCUGCCCGAGAGGGCCUUGGCCGAGCCGGACGACAGAAGCCAAAUGGAUCCGUUAAAGAGAGCGAGAGCCGGCAUCCUCAGGAGGCCCGAGCGCUCGCAGAGCACCAGAGAGAAUCGCCAUCAGCACCAUCACCACAUCGUCAAAUCGCCUCUGGAUGCCCAGCACACCGGAUCCUUUUUCUCUCAGCCGAACAGAAGGACCCAGAGCACAAAAGUGCGGCCCGCCGAGUCCGACCACAUUUCAGGGGGCUUUUACGCCCCGCCCAGGCCCAACCCCCCGAGAUCCGCUAAAGCCGGGCCAGGGUACUCGCCAACCCAGGACGCGACCGCCUCCUCCUCCGCCGCUCCCCACGGACACAGGCUGCUGUCCAAGGCUCUGGCUCAGGAAGCUUUUUAUCAGUCGGCAGUCAGAACACACGCCGGCGUCCGUGAUUGACGCCCACAGCUUUUUUUGUCAAUGCACAUCGGGGCUAAGGGAGAGAAGAGCACUUUAUCCUCUGCCAGACCAGCCGACUGUGUUUUUAAGUCUUUUGGGGAACCUACCGGAGCUGCCCAAAGCAGCCGAUAAGGGUGGGGUGUGUGUGUGUGUGUGUGUAUGGGGGGGGCAUGCUGCUCAUGUCACCUUCACCAAUGAUUUUCAUUUAGAGCAGGGCUGUGGAACCUUUGGCCCAGAUGCGAACAAGCGGGUCAUAACAGAUUUUAAUGAACAUUUUUCACCUUUUAAAAAAAAAAAAAAAAAACCUUGAUUUGUCCCUAGUGACAAAAAUGGUCUCCCAAUUUUCCCUAGGACUCCCAUAAAAAUAUGAUUUUCCAUCUUCAUUGAUUCAAACCUUCAAAACUCAGUCAGAAUUAUAAAUAUUACAUUGUACAUUUUACAUUUAAAAUUACCCAAAUGUCCCCCAUGUUGAUUGUUAGUUUACCUCAGCAUUAAACAGACAUCAAAUUUGAAUGGUAUUUUGUUAAAUUGUUUUAUAAGCUGGAAAGCACAAAUUGGGUUGCAAAUAACUAAAGUAAAUGAAUUCUAAAAAAGGUCAACACAAAAUGUUUGCUUCAGUGGUUCAUAAUUUUCCCACAUAUACUACAGUUAUAACUAUAGUUGCACACACAACACAGAAAUAGAAACAAGUUGGCAGCGAGCCAGAAGAAAACCCUGUCAAAGGCAAAGACCGUUCAAAGUUUGGCAUCAUUUCACACUUAACACCGAAGUGCAAUAUCAAGUGCAAUGUGUACCACCACAACACGUCCAAAGGUACCUAAUAUAAUAUAAUAUAACCUCGCAUUACUAGUUGGAUCGUGUUGUAUUGCAAGUGGUGAAGGAUACACGCCGCCCUACAUUUUCAACCUAUAUCGGACCAUCUGUAAAUAAAAGACGUAAUAGGCACUUCACCACAUGAGCUGCCGAUGGCCACAAAUCCUGCCCUUAGCCACCAGCCAACCCUACAUUCUGAUUUGUUGACGUCCACAUCACUCACCGGGCUCUGCCCUUGAAAACUGUGCACACUCAAAAGUCACAGAUACUACAGUAGAACAUCAGGAAUGAUGACCCAUUCAUCCAUCCAUUUUCUUUGCCACUUAUCCUCAUGAGGGUCGCGGGAGUGCUGGAGCCUAUCCCAGCUGUCAACGGGCAGGAGGAAAGGUACAUCCUGAAUUGGUUGCCAGGCGAUCGCAGGGCACAUCAAGACAAACAGCCGCACUCACAAUCACACCUCGGGGCAAUUUCAAGUGUCCAAUUAAUGUUGCAUGUUUUUGGAAUUUGGGAGGAAACUGCAGUGCCCGGAGAAAACCCACGCAGGCAGGCAGAGAACACGCAAACUCCACACAGGCGGGGCCGGGAUCAAACCCGUGUCCUCAGAACUGUGAGGCCAACGCUUUACCAGCUGAACCACCGUUCCGCCACAAUGGUGACCCCAAGUGGGGAAAAAAAUACCUGCAACCCACAUGCACAUACAUUGUGAUUAAUAAUGAAAAAAACAAUUUUUAUCCAGAAACACAGUGAAGAACUCAUGAGCAGAUUUGUCUCAGAGUUCUGGGGACCGGGGAUCAAAUUCUGUUGUCGCCCAUACGGCCUUUCAAAUAUUCUACCCGUGCCUGCGUGGGUUUCGUCCCACAUUUCAAAAACAUGCAAUUGAAGACUAAAUUGCCCGUAGGUGUGAAAGUAAGUGCAAAUGGUUGAUGGUUUGUAUGCACGCUGCAAUUUUCUGGCAACCAGUUCAGGUUGUACCCCACCUUUUGCCCGAAGAUCGCUGGGAUAAGCUCCAGCAUGCCCGUGGCCCUUGUGAGGAUAAGCGGCUUGAAAAAUGGAUGGAUGCGUUUUUAUCCCAAUUACCCGAUAAAUAGUGGGAUAGUCGGAAUACUCUGAAAACAGUUUGAUUGCUGCAACCCAACACACAACUUUUGUGUUAUAUAAACAGCAUUAUCCAAUAUUAAUAGAGGCGCAGUUAUCAUUUUGGUAGUGAGGCAGCGUUGACAUUUUGUUGUUGUGGAAACGUUAACAGAAUAUGAUUCCAUUACUCCGAAACGUCAUAAACCCAAAAUGGUCUCUGACGGGACAAAGGUUCCCCCAUCUCUGCUGUCGUCUUUUCAGUUUAGUCAUAUUUGAGUUGCAUAAAACCCAAGGGAAGACAAGGUACAUUUUUGAUUAUUUGGAUUUCAUGAAUGUAUAUAGAACAACGUUUUUGUGUGCGCGUGUGGGCGUCUUGCUGUGUUUUGUACAGUGACACGCAGCUAGCUAAAAACGUGGCCAAUGUACUGUCCGUACUACCCGCGACAUUGCAGUCAGCUCAGACUGGAAGCACUUUGUAGGAAAACACGUCGUCUUAACGAUGCAUUCGCGUGACGUGUACUUCAAACCUCUUGAUAGAAAAACAUUUGAUAUAUUUUUCUGUGUGCAAACAAAAAUACUCGCUCGCCCGCUCGGAAUCGUCGUAAAUGCAAACAUGAGCACUUUUUUGGGAAAAAAAAAAAUGGGAAUCAACCUCAUCCCGAUUGUUCACUUCUUUGAUGUUUUACGAGCUCAUUAAGCUUUGGUAUAUACGCUCUCUACCUUCGAUUGACAGCUCGCCUUGUGAGAAAAGUCUAUUUUUGUCUGUUGCUGUUUGGUCCCAAUAAUGGUGGAAGAGUGAUUAUUAAUUAUUAUUCCAAAAAUGUUUGACUCAUUUAAGUUGAAAUGUAGAGGAGUUUAUUGUAAUAAGACAUUCCAUUUUAAUGCUUGUCUUAAAAGAGAGAAUAAAUAUA
Messenger RNA from Syngnathoides biaculeatus (alligator pipefish), 7641 nucleotides. RefSeq names its product rho GTPase-activating protein 32-like. Gene Ontology annotation, cellular component: fibrillar center; cell cortex; actin cytoskeleton. The transcript is spliced from 24 exons. The record is from RefSeq and is a predicted model, not a curated record. Gene Ontology annotation, molecular function: protein binding; GTPase activator activity; phosphatidylinositol binding. Bases 287 to 4843 code for a protein of 1518 amino acids. Lineage: Eukaryota; Metazoa; Chordata; Actinopteri; Syngnathiformes; Syngnathidae. Gene Ontology annotation, biological process: small GTPase-mediated signal transduction.